UCGUUCUUCCUGCGCACGACACUUUUAAAAUUUCUGGAAAAGAAAUGCACAAACGACGUCCGGAAUGUUUCGUGAUUUUAAAUUUUGUUCAUCCGUAAACGAUAAAUUGCGUUCACCAGGCUAUUUCAGAGCGUGUUACUCAUAAAAACUGCCGGUAUUAACUUCCAUCUGUCAUCGAGCGUCUCACUGGUGUUUGCACAGUGGAGCAAGAAAAAGACAACAGUGAUGUUAAUACAACGUGAGCUUGUUUCUUGUCCCUUGUAAUUAGUCGCAGUUGCGAAUACGCCACCGAAAAUGGUGACGUUGUUCGGAAAACAGAAUGAAAUGACGUUGAAUUUAACCAGUAAUGAUUCUCGUCAGGACAACGAUGACUUAAAUAUGGGGCUUGCAACACCUGCAAGAGGAUUUCUGAUAAUUUUAAACAUCACGCUCGCCAUCCUUGGAAACUUUUUCAUCAUUUUGACUUAUUGCCGUAACUUCAAAAUGCGAACGACCACCAAUACUCUUGUGGUAAGCUUGUGUAUCUCCGAUCUGCUCUCUGCCAUAUCAGACGCUCCAUUUUGGAUCGCUCUCUUCGCAAAAGACUUGAUUUAUUCAAAUUUUGUUGUAUGUCGGGUUCUGCUCUCAUUUCAAGACUUGUUCGUGGUGGCUGCUCUACUGAAUAUGUGCGGCAUCGCGCUGGAUCGGUUUAUAAUACUAGUCAAGGGACUGAGACGAAAAAUGACUCGAAAGCGGGCGCGUAUGAUAGUGUUGUGGUCGUGGUUACAAGCCAUUCUUUCCGCCUUGCCUUGGUGUCUGGUCAGUAGCACAUGCAAAGGGAGAUGUUAUUCGUUCUUCCCUCAUAUUUACGAGCCAGAAAUAACUCCUCGAAUGAUCAACAUUAUGUUCAAAUCAAGCAAUUUAGUUCUGCCAAUUUUAAUCAUUUACUACGUGUUCAUCCGCAUUCUAAACUCCGUCAGAAGCAGCCGGAAAGUAAACUUGGAGAACAGUUACAUUUCGCGAAAUAGUAGCGCCGAGAGGUUUGCCGUGGAUGCCUACAAACGAUCAUCGAAAACUGCUAUAAUCUUAUUUACUAUGUUUUUAUUCUGUACAUUAUCCUAUGUAAGUGUUGCGUUUUACUCCGUUUUCACGGGAAACCCGUUAAUUGAUUUUAGCGCCGGCUUCGCCAUUUAUUUUAUUUUUUCACUUAAGCGAUCGCUUUUUCCUGCAAUAUACAUAUUUAGGAACAGGAUGAUUGUAAGCUAUUUACAAGAAACACUUCGGUGUGGAAUUUGUCUAGGAAGUUCAAGUUCGAACCCACGAAAUUCAUUUGCCUACACAGCUAACAACAAUAGCUCUUGUUUGUCAGCGUUUUGGAGAAGUUCCUGUCGUACUCGGGUUCAUCCUGCUGUUUAUGACGGAGAACACCGCCAGUAUCCAAAACACCUGGAUAUGUAUUUCAUGGGAAGCGUCAGGGACACAAAAUCUAUCAUUGAGGAUCAAUUUGUCAACAUUGUAGCAGUCGAAAGAAGAGAGAAUGAAUUUGAAGUACACAGCGAGGCAACCAAUAACAUUGUUAUGGCACCUUCAAGUGCUCUUACCUGUGGCAAUCCUUAAAUUGUUAUAUCAACUAUAAAAAAGCAAAAUAUAUUUUGCUUAGCAGAUCCCUGCUCUGUCGUGUGUACAAAACGAAAUUUGUGUUACCAUCGGACAGAAGCGUCUUUUAAUCCAAAUUAUAAAUGAAUUAAAUUUACUUUUUAUUUUAUCUACAAUCAUAGAGGAUAAAUUCACCAACACUUUCUCACCCUGCAAGAA
Molecule: messenger RNA, 1794 nt
Organism: Pocillopora verrucosa
Lineage: Eukaryota; Metazoa; Cnidaria; Anthozoa; Scleractinia; Pocilloporidae
Product: QRFP-like peptide receptor
Biological process (GO): G protein-coupled receptor signaling pathway
Cellular component (GO): membrane
Molecular function (GO): G protein-coupled receptor activity
Source: RefSeq, a predicted model, not a curated record